GAGCCCUGUGAGCCACUAUGGAGUACAUGGUUAUGGUUAUCGAUCGGAGUGGGGGGGUUGGAAAUUAAAAAUAGAAGGGUACGUGGUUAAUUAAGGAGCAGACUUGAGUAUCAGUAUGCAGGGCAAUCUUCUAGAAGUAUCAUCUAAAGCUGACAUGAUUCUGCAUGAAUAAUAAUAAUAUAUUUGGCCUGUUUGGAUAGCAUCAUCUAAUCAACCUCGAUCUGAAAGCGGGUCUCCUGACAGCCUAGUCAUCGCCAGUCCACCUGAAAAUGAGUUCGUCGCUUUUUUUGUCGUCAUCAUCCACAUCUCCUGCUAUUAAUAUUCAUCUAUCGCCCCUCCCAUCUUCCCUUCUUUAUUCUUUGGUUCCGUCAUCUACCAGCUGACAAGAAGAUCGUGAACAUCAUCUCUUCCAGCCAUGGGGGCCCCGCGUCUGCCCCGCGUCGUCAGCUUCUCGACAUUUGCAUCCAAGAUCGCAGCCAGUCAAAACGCCAACGCCAAUCCCAACGCCAGCGGCAACUCCAACAUGAGCAACAACUCGGGCGUCUAUGGAGGAGCUCCUCCGUCCGGCUACACUGGAGGCCCUCCGUCAGCGCUGCAGCCUGGUGGAUACCCAGGUCAACAGAAUCGUCCAACUCCGCCACAGCAACAGCAACAAUAUCAGGCGUAUCCUGGAUCCCCUGCGCCUUCUGCUCAGGGUCCACCUGGCCCGGGACAGUCACCUUAUCCUCAACAAGGUUCGCCCUACCCCCCUCAGGGCUCGCCCUAUCCGCCUCAGGGUUCGCCUUAUCCCGGUGCUCAAGGGCGUCCAGCGCCGCCCCCGCCAUCGGGACCUCCGGGCGCUGGAUAUGGAGCUCCGGCUCCGGCUCCUGCCACUCAGCAGCAGCUAGCUGCGUACCGACAGCUUUUGGUCGGGACCAUUCAGGAGAAGAAUCUCCAGUGCUUCUAUCCCCCAGAAAAGCUGGAGAGGGUGCUCCAAGGACUGGCCAAUGAUGCGCCCGCCAAGGUCAGCAAGUUGACCCACGAAUGGUCUGUGCCUGGAGAGGUCGCGAUGGAUGUCAUGAAGCUCUCUCUGUUUGAUGUGAUUCUGUAUGUCGAUGACAGUGGUUCCAUCGAGUUUGAAGAAAAGGGAGUCAGAAAGGAGCAGCUUAGACAGAUCAUCGGCAUUGUUGCAACUGCAGCCUCGACUUUCGACCAGGAUGGUAUCUCCGUGCGGUUCAUGAACUCCAUGGAGACAGGCGAUGGGAUCCGUGACGUGGAAGAUGUGAACAGGCUCGUUUCACGUGUCCGGUUCCAAGGCCUGACUCCCCUGGGAUCGGGUCUGAGAAACAAGGUUCUCGACCCGAUGGUUCUGGGUCCCGCCAGAGCGAACCGCCUGGAAAAGCCGGUUCUUGUUAUUACCAUUACCGACGGACAGCCUGCAGGAGAGCCGCAUGACACUGUGGCAAACUCCAUCCACUACACAAUCAGCGAGCUGUCACGAACCCGGUAUGGACGUGGUGCUGUUUCGUUCCAAUUCAGUCAAGUUGGAAACGAUACCAAGGCGCGAGACUUCCUCGGUAGCCUCGAUGAGGAUCCCAGCAUUGGUAGCUUGAUUGACUGCACAUCUAACUUUGAGGUCGAACAAGAUGAAAUGUCACGGGCCAACCCUCCGGUCUAUCUGACCCGUGAACUUUGGUGCGCCAAGUUGAUGCUCGGAGCAAUUGAUUCAUCGUAUGAUACCAAGGAUGAGAAGGCCGCUGGUGCUGCUAGACCUCCCUCUGGCAUGCCCUCUGGCGCUCCCCCGGGUGCUCCUCCGGGUGCUCCUCCUUCUGGCCCGUAUGGUGGUGGCGGUUAUAGCCAGGCGCCGAGCUACAGUCAACCGGGAUACUACAGCCAGCCCCCGGCCCCCAGUCCCAGCUACCAGCAGCCAGGAGGGUACAGCCCAGCGCCCGGCGGUUAUGGUCAAGCACCCUACCCGCCGAGCCAGGGCGGACCACCACAGCAGUAUGGCGGAUACGGCGCACCCCCGCCACAAGGUGCUCCUAGAGGAUAUCCUCCACAGGGGGGUUACUAUGGACAGCCACCCGCACCGCCUCGCUACUAGAGGGAUGAGAUAUGACAUUUGCACCUUUUGAUAGUUAGAUUGGGAUCCUUGCUUUGCAAUGUAUUUUAGCAUGAAUUGUGAAGGGCCAGUUGAAAAGGAUGAUUUACUGCCAUGUCAUUAUAGACAUUUAUGUGAUUAGUGACCGAAUGUGCCUUGAUUUGCGUUAUGCUUAAAUUA
Molecule: messenger RNA, 2260 nt
Organism: Aspergillus wentii DTO 134E9
Lineage: Eukaryota; Fungi; Ascomycota; Eurotiomycetes; Eurotiales; Aspergillaceae
Gene: rfeF
Product: putative transcription factor RfeF
Exons: 7
Coding region: 416-2083 (555 amino acids)
Source: RefSeq, a predicted model, not a curated record